AUGCUUUCAAUCCUUCUUGCAGCGGCGCCUCUAGCGUCGCUCGUGUGCGCAUCUUUCGAUGGCAACCUGAACUACCACUCGCCUUCUCGCCGACACGAAGGCCUUGGCAUUGAUGUGCCGAAGGUCGCGAAGAGAAGCCUCAUCAAGCGGGCGACUCCGUGGGAUCCGGCUCAGCUAAGCUUCACGCACGGCGUCGCCUCUGGAGAUCCUUAUCCCGACUCUGUCAUUCUCUGGACACGCAUUGCGCCAUCUCUCGAGAACGACAGAUCGAACGUGACUGUUACGGGUAAUGUAGCCUUCUACAACCACGAGACAGAGAAGUACAUCAAGGCCUCACCAAACCCUAUUUGCGUGGACUACCGCGUUGGUACGGACGGCAACUUCUCCAGCAUCGUCGAUCAAGGCCAAGCAUAUACCACUUCCGACAUCGACUUCACCGUCAAGAUUGAAGCAAAGAACCUGUCCCCAUUCACCCAGUACUACUACCAGUUCAACGUUUGUGGUAGCUCCAACAAGAGCCCACUCGGCAGAACCAAGACCAGCCCCGACGAAGACGACGAUGUUUCCAAAGUUGGUCUUGCUAUCUUCUCCUGUUCUAACUGGCAGAACGGUUACUUCAACGCGUACGGCAAUGCUGCCAGGAAAGAUCAAGUUGACUUCUUCGUUCAUCUUGGUGAUUACAUCUAUGAGUCCACCAAGGGCAAGCUCGGCCAAGACCCGCGCGCCACGAACCCAUCGCGGGAGAUUGUCACACUUUACGACUAUCGAACGAGGAUCGGCCAGUACCGCACCGAUGAUGACUUACGUCUUGCUCACCAGAACUUUGCUUGGAUUCCAACAUGGGAUGAUCAUGAGGUUGCAAACAACGGUUAUCGCGAUGGCUUUAGCGGCAUGAACAACACUGAACAAAGCUUCAAGAAGUUCGGAGGAGUGAGCGUUGACUCCAGGAAGAUGAACGCUGUUCGCGCCUACUUCGAGUGGAUGCCCAUUCGCCAGGUCGACAUGGAUGACAAUCUCCGCAUCUGGCGCAACUUCAAGAUGGGCAAACUCUUCGACCUGAUCAUGCUCGACACUCGCAACUACGAUCGAUCUAUCACAACCCUCAACUGGAACGACGAAUACAUCGAGGAUCUCAAGGACGAUGCUGGCCGCUCGCUCAUGGGUAGCCGCCAGGAAAACUGGUUCUACAACCAGCUAUCCGAGUCGCAUGAACGCGGUGCUACCUGGAGGAUCAUCGGUAACCAGAUCAUCUUCUCCCGAAUGAAUAACAGCGCAGUGUACAGCAACGAGCUGAACGCCGAUCAGUGGGACGGGUACACUGCCAACCGCAACCGCACUCUUCAUCACCUUUACAGCAACGAGAUCCCGAACACUGCCUUCUUGGCUGGCGAUUCUCAUGCAAACUGGGUGUCUGAUCUUGUCUGGCUCGACGAGACCCCAUACGACCAGGCGACUGGUGCUGGUGCCAUCGGCGUCGAGUUUGCUGGCACGGCCGUUUCAUCCAGCGGUUAUGGCGCUGGUAGGUCUAUUGCGAAUUCGAGUGACCGGUCCGCAGCGCUCGUGCGUGACAACCGGGAGCUUCAGUGGACUGAAGGCUACUACAGAGGGUACUACGAGCUGUUCAUCUCUCCUGAGGAGCUCAAUGCGCAGUACUAUGGCUCGCCAUCUGUCGCAUCUCGCAACCCCUUAGAUAUCAGCCUCGCAAACUUCACCGUCAAGGCUGGUGCCAAUCAUUUGGAAAGGACGAACGGAACUGUAGCUGCUGCAGGCGGUCAUGUCGAGAGCGGUGCGCUUCAACGUGGUCCAACCACUCCAACCAACUUGACGCUCAACACAAUUACUGGCGUGUGGAACGUCACUGGCUUUGAGCAGAUGUUCGUUACAUACGCAUCAAACAGUAACAUGGCGUCCACGAUGAGGGCCUGGCAGUACAACAGCACCAAAGGCGGCAUCGAGAAGAACCUCCAAAUCAAUGAGGCCGCGCCACAACCAGUGCUUCAUGAUGAGCAGAUUCUGGUCCAAGUUCACGCCAUGGCGAUCAACCCCGUCGACCACAAAGUCACUGAAGGGCCAAUGCCACUGCGGCUUGUAGGCUCCGACAUCACCCCCGGUGCCGACUUCUGCGGCAAGGUCGCCAAAGUAGGCAAGAAAGUCGACGAGUACCAGAUUGGCGAAUUCGUGUUUGGCGCAAAGGUCGGUGCGCUGACGGGAGGAAGCAUGGCGCAAUACGUAGCCGUGGAUAGACAAAUGCUGGCAAGAUUACCAGAAGGCGUGAAAGUCGAAGACGCAGCAGGCGUCGGCAUCGUGGGGCUGACCGAAUACCAAGCCAUCGCGCCAAAGGUCAAAAGCGGCGACAAAGUCUUCAUCAAUGGCGGCUCAGGCGGAACGGGUGUGUACGGCAUCCAGAUUGCGAAAGCGCUGGGUUGCCACGUGACAACUACCUGCUCAACCCCCAACGUCGACCUGUGCAAGAGCCUAGGCGCCGACGAAGUCAUCGACUACAAAACUAGCGACGUGAUCGAAACACUCUCGUCCAAGGGCCAGACCUACACCCUCGUCGUCGACAACAUCGGCACUCCACCCAACCUCUACAAAGCCGCAUCCGCUUUCCUCAUCCCAGCCGGCAAAUUUGUCCAAAUCGGCGCGGGAAUGAGCGUUGCUAGCAUCAAGAAUGUGGGGUCUAACAUGCUGUUACCCGGGUUUUUGGGCGGCGGCAAGAACAGCUAUCAGUUGUUGAUGGCGAAGCCGUCGUCGGAUGCGCUGAGCCAGAUUGGAGGAUGGAUGAAGGAGGGGAAGGUCAAGGCUGUCGUCGAUGAGGUGUUUGAGUGGGAGGAUGCGCCUAAGGCGUUUGAGAAGUUGAAGACGGGGAGGGCGAGGGGCAAGAUUGUUGUUAGGGUGCCGUUGGAUUUGGAUAAGGCGAAGGAGAAGGCUGAGGGUGGGGAUGCUUGA
Alternaria incomplexa is the source of this 2949-nucleotide messenger RNA. RefSeq lists its product as uncharacterized. Gene Ontology annotation, molecular function: oxidoreductase activity. The transcript is spliced from 9 exons. The record is from RefSeq and is a predicted model, not a curated record. Lineage: Eukaryota; Fungi; Ascomycota; Dothideomycetes; Pleosporales; Pleosporaceae. Bases 1 to 2949 code for a protein of 982 amino acids.